Messenger RNA from Amoebophrya sp. A25, 1997 nucleotides. The record is from the annotation of a GenBank genome assembly. Lineage: Eukaryota; Dinophyceae; Syndiniales; Amoebophryaceae.
CUUGUCGGCAAGCCCUUUCGUUUUUUCUCAAAAAGUGAACAUCUUCAAAAAAAGCCAUGAGCGUUUCGAGCAUCGGAAGCAUAUUGAUAUUAUAGUUGUCUACAUUGUAGAAACGGAUCUAGAACAUCACUAGAGCACUAUCCCUUACUCUGACAGGCCUACACCUUCAACCAUACUCCACACACCCUUUUUCCUCCACACGCUUUGCGUUGGCGGCUUUUGCAUCAUCGUUUUGCCCGAUUCUUUCCUGUAGCUUAUCUUAGCUUUUGCUUCUUAGCUUAGUACAUACUAGCUUGCACCAUCCUACUCGCUUGCAUACUAGCUUCUAGUGCACAUACUAGCUGCAUAGCUCACCUUUUCAAAGCUUAUAUACUAGCUUUCCCACCUCUAUCCAGAAAAGAUGUCCGGUUCCAUCGACAAGGCUGAAAACCCGCUCGCGGGCAUUCCCCUCCCAGGAUUCUUGACGAACAAAGACCAGCCAAUCGGUAAGGACUUGCCCAUACGAAUGCAAGAAUGAAUCUACUCCAAUGCACAUCGGAUGGUGGAUCCAAACUCUAAGUUACCGACAUUCUUGUACCGCACCACAUCACAAUCUCUUACUUACCUCUCAGUUGCUCCAAUGGACCAUUCCAAAUCAAGAUCUCUCUCUCUCUCUCACCUAAGAAGAAAUCUCUCAACACAACUUCCUUUUUAGGUUGGGCUUUCUCCAGUUUCGUCGAGUUUAUCCAAGACAGCAAGCGACUGCUCCAACGCUGCACCAAACCGGAUGCUAGAGAAUUCAAAAAAAUCGCCUUCGCCUGCUCGAUUGGAUUCGCUAUCAUGGGAUUCAUCGGGUACUGUCCUCUGGUUUCUCAAUUUCGUUUUUUGAAAAUUUACAAGAGACGCGUACAACUUUACAACCUCUCAACACAUGACCUGUUAGUGUCAUGUCUCAACGAACUGAACGUUAACACAGGUACAUUGUGAAGCUGGUCUUCAUCCCGAUCAACAAUAUCAUUGUGGGUAUGGGGAUGUAAGGUGGAAGCGAGCGGAUGUUGAAUGAAAGGCAGAUCAUGUGGUACCUCUAGAAGCUGGAGGGUACACCAUUAGCAGUGGUUGCCGCUGCGAUGUACCCUAUGUGAUCCCUCUCCUUUCCCAGCGUACUUCUACAGCCAGAGAAACACCUCAAUUUUAUGUUUCUCUUGCAAUGUUGUACCCCCCUAGGGCUUGGUGCUUUCAUACUACAGUGCUCAACCAGUUUAACCAGUGCUUUCCCCCUCAUGCAUCUUCAUGCGCGCUACAUUUAGAAAGUAGGUACUAGACCAUCUAUAAUUUAGAUUUAGAUUUUACAUCAACAAUGCUAACAACUUCGUCUAGAGGUGGUUGCGGUUGGAUUGCUUAUUCGAAUAUUUUCAACUUAUUCAUAACGGUCACUUUUAGUACACGAUUCAUUGGCAUAGUUUAGUUUAUGUACGUUUUCGUUGAGCUGCUGCGACAAAUGUCAUACUAGUCGUUCAUCGUCGUCGUCAAAUCAGAUUUACUAGAAUCUUCGCAAUAUUAUAUCCCAAUCAAUAGCAAAAACGCGGGCGGACACAAGAAGCUUCGGAGUAGGGCGAAGUGACUUGUUGUCUUUUACUUCAGAGUAGGGUGAAUUACUUUCAGUUCGUGAUUCGUUAUCGAUUCACUUCAGAUGGUCGUUUUACGAUAGGUUUAUGUGUAAUCGAAAGCGUAGUUGUCGGAGCAAUAUCAGUACUGUUAAGGGAGAUACUCGUCAAGGCAUACUGUUGAAUCAAGUAUCAAUGAAAUCUCCCCCGAAAUUACAAAAACAAGGACAGCUGUGACGACAUAGAUUUCAUACUCGAAGUCGAAAUAGUGUUGUUGAGGAGGUAUAAGUUGGUCACAUCCACGCACUAUGUGGUUAUUAAGAAAGUUCGUUUGAACAAGCUGGUUACCAGAUUGUAUUAGCAGUGUUCUGCAAGAAUAUUUGUCACUAGUGAAGUGCAGGGCUGGGGUGAGAG